CUCCGGGAGGCACAGACGCUCCUCGACCGCCGUGCUUUGAGGCUGAAGCCAGCAGCGAGCUCUCUCCGUGCGCCGGAGCGCGCGGCAGGCAGGCAGGCAGGCAGGCAGCGAAUGACCUUUUUUUCCCUCCUUUUGCUUGCUUGGGCUGCUCCGCCCCUAUAAAUAACUGAGAGCAAAGGAACUUUCCCAAGUCAAGAGACUUUAGGAGAGGACUCGACGCCUACCGCCAAAUGGUCCGGAGGAACCCGACGCAGCCAGGGCGCCCGACCGGCAGCGACUAAGCAGCGCCUCGCGAUUUUUGAAGAAGGGGCCGGCGCCCCCUCCCCUGGCUUUGGACGGGAGUUUCAGGGGUCGGCAAGAAGGCAGAGGAACGGCCGGCGCCCCCUCGGCCGGCGCUUGCGACGUCCCCGCUCUCUCGCUCUGGAGGCUUUGGAGGGGGGCCGCUGGUGGCCGAGAUUCCCCUUUCCCCCCCCGCUCCCCUCCUUUUGCUUUCAUGCAACGCCUGGUUGCCUGGGAUCAGGCAUGCCACCACCUCCAGCCCACGGCCUUUAAAUCCAUGGAAGUGGCUAAUUUCUAUUACGAGGCGGACUGUCUGGCUGCCCUGAACAAGCUGCACCCCCGGGCGGCGGGGGCCCGCUCCAUGACCGAGCUCACCGUGGGGGACCACGAGAGAGCCAUCGACUUCAGCCCUUACCUGGACCCCUUAGCAUCGCAGCAGCAGCAGCCGCCGCCGCCGCAGCAGCCGCCUCCUUCUUCCACGGCAGCAGGGGGCAACUUUGAGCCUCUUUGCAGCAACGGCGGGAGCAGCGGCCAAGAUUUCCUCUCCGAUCUUUUCUCCGAGCAGGACUAUAAAGGCGGCGGGAAGAAGCACCCCGACUACGCUUACAUCAGCCUAGGCAGACACAGCCACCACCCGGGCGUCGGGCAGAACCAUAAGGCCGGGCCGCUGCUGGGCUGCUUCCCGCCGCAGAUGGUGGAGACCAAAGUGGAGCCGGUCUUCGAGCACUUGGAUUCUUGCAAAGGGGCCCGCAAGGAGGAAGGCGGCGGCGGCGCAGCUGGGCCCGGCCUGGGGGGAAUGUCCUCGCCUUACGGCAGCACCGUCCGCUCCUACUUGGGCUACCAGUCCGUGCCCAGCGGGAGCAGCGGGAACCUCUCCACCUCCUCCUCGUCCAGCCCGCCCGGCACCCCGAACCCGUCCGAUUCCUCGAAAUCCGCGGCGGCCGGAGGAGGAAGUGGCGGCGCCGUUUACCCGGCAGGCCCCGGCGGCAGCGGCGGCGGCAAGAACAAGUCCAAGAAGUGCGUGGACAAACACAGCGAGGAGUACAAGAUCCGCCGGGAGAGGAACAACAUCGCCGUGCGCAAGAGCCGCGACAAAGCCAAGAUGCGCAACCUGGAGACGCAGCACAAGGUCUUGGAACUGACGGCCGAGAACGAGAGGCUCCAGAAGAAGGUCGAGCAGCUGUCCCGGGAACUCAGCACCCUCAGGAACUUGUUCAAACAGCUGCCCGAACCGCUCUUGGCGACCUCCGGACAUUGCUAGCCCUUUCCCUCCCCACCGGCCCGGAACAAGCUGGACGCGGCUGGAGCAGCGCAGUGGCUUGGGCGGGGAAGCGCCUGGGCGCGGGGCUGGGGGGCUUCCGGGGAGGAAUGGAGCGGUUUGGGGGCUGGAAUCCAGGGGGUGCCUCUUCCCCUCUUUUCAGGACUAGCGCGGGUCGGAGGGGGAUGGAAAUAGAGAGCCCCGAGGGUUUGCAUAUAUAUAAUAUAUUAUAUAUUUUUGGCCUUUAAUUCGUCCUCUUCGACGAUGGGAGAAACCUUCCGCCAUAAGCUUCUUGCUGUGCGACUCCUUCGGCUGGCGGGGGGAGUUCUCCGGGCGGUUUCUGUUUAUCUCUGCAACUUCAUGGAGGAAUCCAUAGUUUUUCAACUUCAUUAUUUUUUUCUAAGAAAAAAAAACCGGUACCAAACUCAACAUAAGAAGCCAUUUAAUAUCCAAUAUGAUUGUCUUUGCAGAGGUUUUUUUUUAUUUUAUUUUUUUUGGGGGGGAGAGAGUUUGAGUGCUUAGUGUUAUUUAAAUUAAAAAAAAAUUAUAGCAUAAAGGAGAGAAGGAGAGUUCAGAAUGAUGCAAUCUUUUAAACAUGGCUGGGAACACCGGCUAUACAUGAUGCAACCUCAUGUAACUGUCAGUCAUGGAUUGAGUAAUCUGUUAAAGAUGUUCCUACUGGGUUUUUUAUUAUAAAGAAUGAUCUAUUUCUAUAAGGAAAAAGACAUAUGUAUAUUUUGGGAUCUAUGCAUUCUUGCUACAUAUGAAGCAUUAAUGAACAAUUUUAAUAAAACUUUAUUGCUAGGAUGGAAAA
Candoia aspera is the source of this 2351-nucleotide messenger RNA. RefSeq names its product CCAAT enhancer binding protein beta (gene CEBPB). NCBI's taxonomy places the organism in Eukaryota, Metazoa, Chordata, Lepidosauria, Squamata, Candoiidae. Gene Ontology annotation, biological process: DNA-templated transcription; regulation of cell differentiation; regulation of transcription by RNA polymerase II. Bases 494 to 1540 code for a protein of 348 amino acids. The transcript has a single exon. The record is from RefSeq and is a predicted model, not a curated record. Gene Ontology annotation, molecular function: DNA-binding transcription factor activity, RNA polymerase II-specific; RNA polymerase II cis-regulatory region sequence-specific DNA binding.